Molecule: messenger RNA, 2644 nt
Organism: Canariomyces notabilis
Lineage: Eukaryota; Fungi; Ascomycota; Sordariomycetes; Sordariales; Chaetomiaceae
Exons: 7
Coding region: 155-2398 (747 amino acids)
Cellular component (GO): mRNA cleavage and polyadenylation specificity factor complex
Source: RefSeq, a predicted model, not a curated record
CCUCUGCGCAACGCGCCAGAAUCGCAUCGGCAUACGGCUCUUUGUAGAUCCUCUGAGGCUUGCCUGUCACGUUUACCACAUUACAUUUUUUCCACCAAUCUACCCAUCCAUCCGCAUCCAUACCCUCUUCCCGAGGGCGUGAGGGAGGACAAGGAUGGCUACAGGCGAUUCUGCCGCCUCAGCGGCCAAAGCGCUCUCUGUCGACGAACAAUUAGAGCAGCUCAACACGGCUCGCAAGGUGGUUCUUGAGAAUCCGGCCUACUACGACCGCAUCGUCAGGGGCGUGCUACCGAUCAUUGGCCCUACGGCGCCGCUCAAGCUUCGGAGAUGGGGUGCCGAGUUCUUGGCCGAGUCGUUGUCCACGCCUGUGUUGAAGAUGGGCGAAAAGGAGAGCCUGGUGGUGUCGGUACUGGAUACGCUGCGGGCGCUGCUUGACAACCCGAGCGAGGAUGCCCUGGUGCUCAAGGCUAGUAUCGUUGCUGCCGCCAGCGCGUAUCCCGUUGCUCUGAGGUGGAUGGUCCACAAUUCGUAUCACACGGAGAGCUGGGAGCAAAUGUCGGCCAUCAAGUCUAGGAUACUGAAUAUCUGGGACGGUGCUCCGGCUCCUGUUCGACUCAGUUGCAUCAAGUUCGCCCAAAGAGUUGUGCUUGCGCAGACAUCAUCAAAUGGAACGGAGCAAAAGUACAACGGACUCGAUAUCUCCCUUAACAUGAUACCGCCGAACCACCCCGUAUUAGAUCCUAGGCAACUCGAGGCAGAGGCUACUGGCCUCCUCGAUAGGAUGCUGGGCGUGCUGCAUGACAAUAGCGGUGAUGCCCUAGUUGUAGAUGCGACCCUCAACUGCCUUUCGAUCCUAAUCCGAACCCGUCCAAACACGUCUGGACGGAUCAUCAACUCGGUUCUCAACUUCAAUCCCCUGAAACUGGCCAACUCCCCCAUGACACCAAAGACGAAGGUCAUUGUGAAAUCGAUGGAGAAGACCACCCGCAUGUUUAUGACCCAUCUUCUUAAGCGGGAUCCCAACAAUCCAAUGUCGGGACGUAUCCAGCAGUAUAUCGAAAAACUGGUGCGAUCAAGGGCCGAAAUCUUCGAUGAAGCAGGCCGCAAGAGGGCACUCGCUGAUCAAACCGCCGCUGCUUAUGGCGACGCCAAGAGGGUUAGAGUUGACGGCGGAACUCAACCCCUUGCAGUCCCGCCCUUGGGGCCAGGGCCGCAUAGCCUUGCUGAUAUAUUCACCCUGACCAGUAACCCUGGUCUGCAAAGCUUUGAUGUUACGCAAGUGCCCGCUGAUCUUGCCGCCAAGAUUACUGUCAGGACAUUGGCUACCUUGGACCAGCAGAUUUUAGAUCUGGCAGUUGGCGGUAUCCGGGAUCGACUUACCUCCCUCUACGCUGCUGCGGCCGCAGCGGCCGCAGCACAGCAGCCCGCAGUGAUCAACGCAGCCACUGCGCCGCUCGGAGUCGAUGAAGAAGACGACGACUACGAGCCAGAUUUCAGCGCAGCCGAGGACACCGAGCAGAUUCUCAACAAGCUUGACAAUGCGCCCCCCGAAGAGCCGAUAGAGCCGGCCGCAGAAACGGGCACGGCCCUUGCUCUAGGGCCAUUCAAGCUUCCGUCUCCGCCUCCAAUCGACCCCGAAGAGGCUGCCAAGUUCAGCCAAGUAGCAGCCGCUCGAGUCUUUGGGCCGCUAGCUACGCUCGAAGAGGGUAGCGCGCUGCGGAAGCAUAAAGCCGGCAUCAAUCGCCUGGCUGCGAGCUCGUACGACCGCGAUUCCUGGCUCACGUUGAUCACCCGCCUCGCCACCCGCAGCACGGCCGGCCUGGAAGAUGCAACCAGCAGCAUCAAGUCCGAAGACAGCGCCACAGCCAUUGACCGGCCGCGCAUGUCCCUCGGCAACGCCAUUCGCGAGAUGCUCUACAACUACAUACUCGAAGACUGGCGACGGCGCAUAGAGGUAGCCGUCGCCUGGCUCUGUGAGGAGUGGUACAACGACCAGAUGACCAAGAAAAGCGGGAUCGACGCGCCGCUGCACUACGAGAAGUGCGCCCUACGGCUGGUGGACGGGUUCCUGAACUACAUCACCGGGCAGGAUAAGGUGCUGACGAGGUUUCUGGCCGAGAUUCCGGAGCUGAACAGGGCGCUGCUGGGGAGGCUUAAGGUGCUCUGCGCGGACCCCGCGACGGUGCAGCUGGCGCUAACAAGCUUGCUGUAUCUCGUCAUGAUGCGCCCCCCGGUGAGGGAGAUGGCCCUGGAUACUGUGGCGGCAAUAUGGACUGAGUACGAGGAUGCGCGCCCCUUGGCUGCCAAAUACCUCGUCAAGUGGCGACCUGGGUGGAUUGAGUCGCAGACUCGUGGUGGGGAUACGGCACCUGCGAGUAAUAUGACGGUCACGACAUGAAGGGAGAGCAAAGGCGGGACGAAGACGAAGCAUCGCCUUGAGGGAAAUACACAACCCUUGUUGUAUUUUACUUAGAUACCACGGGGCAGUAUUCUGUCGGGCCCCAGGUUACGGUCACAGACAUAAAGAUCUGAUUGGCGUGUUUUGGGCUACCUAUGUUGCAUCAAUGGUAUACACGGUUCUGCGUCGGUGCGUUGAAUGAGUGCACGACUCACCGUGGGUACGUAGUCACUAGUGUACGAUAUA